Messenger RNA from Postia placenta MAD-698-R-SB12, 798 nucleotides. RefSeq lists its product as hypothetical. The record is from RefSeq and is a predicted model, not a curated record. The coding region runs from base 1 to 798 and encodes 265 amino acids. Lineage: Eukaryota; Fungi; Basidiomycota; Agaricomycetes; Polyporales; Adustoporiaceae. The transcript has a single exon.
AUGUUUCUAGCGGCUGUCAUUAACGUCUACCUCUACGUUGCACGCUGGUAUGACAUAUGGACGGGGAGACCGAGCGGCAGGGUAAAAGACUUGCCCUUUGGUCUUGUUCUCAAAAUCACCAACGACCCUAGCACCGCGCAUGAGGGCCACAUCAUCAACUUCAUCCGAGAACACACAUCUAUCCCCGUUCCCCAUGUCGUGGCUGCGAUUGCGUGGUAUGACCGAAGAUUUGUGCUCAUGAAGAGGGUACACGGCGAUAACUUGCAGGCAGUAUGGCGUCAUCUCGAUACUGAGCAGCGCGCAAACAUCGUCGAACAGCUACGCUCAUUCGUCCUCCAGCUUCGGGCUCUAAAAUCUUCCCAUGGGCCAGCCGUAUGCGGUCUGAACGGCGCUGCUACAAUAGACAGUCGCGUAUCCUCGUACCCGAUCGGACCCUUUGCCGACGAAAGCGCAUUCAACGACGGUCUCAUCGAUGCAGCAGAGCCAUAUCUAUGCGAGGAGAUCCUUGCAGACGUCCGCUCUCGGAUGCGCGACGACCACCAAAUUAUGUUCACCCACGCCGACCUUGCACCUCGCAAUAUCCUCGUGCGUGGUGGAACGAUUGUGGCUGUGGUAGAUUGGGAGGAAGCUGGGUGGUACCCGGAGCAUUGGGAGUUCGUCAGGGCCAUGUACUUCCCAAUGGCGCGUCCACGAGAUGAGGCAUGGAUGCGGGCCAUUCGGGAUUUCAUCCCGGAAGACUAUGAGAAAGACUGGCUGGUGGAUUGCGAGCUGUCCUCCCGCAUGGUAGGCGCGUUUUAA